Molecule: messenger RNA, 580 nt
Organism: Racocetra fulgida
Lineage: Eukaryota; Fungi; Glomeromycota; Glomeromycetes; Diversisporales; Gigasporaceae
Source: the annotation of a GenBank genome assembly
AUAUGAUGAUAUUCCAAGUGUAUCAACGCCGAUAAUUGACGAAUCUCGUCAAUCCGAUUAUAUGAUCGAGAAUCACCGCAAAUUACUAGAAUCUAGUUCAAAAUACCCACCAUUAACUGUUGAACAGCAGAUUCAGCGAGCUCAAAAAAAUCCUGAAAUAUAUCCGCCGGUUCACGUAGUAAAUACAUUUUUCUACACGAAACUAAUGCAAAAUGGAUUCGGAGUUGUAGCAGGAUGGUUCACCCCACGGCCAAAUAAAAAGAAAAAGGAACUGAGGGAUUUCUUUAUAUAUCUGGCCAAACAAACUAAUAAUCAGCAUUUCAAGUUUGCUGAAUGGGAAAUUAGCACGGGAAGUAUAAUGAAUGAAAAUGAAAAUGUGGAGGUUGAAGACGAAGAUAGUUUUGAAGAGCACUUAGAAAAUAUGGGACAAGUUACAGAAAUACUUUGCGAUUUCGUAGUAGAACACAUUCAAGUUCAGGCAGCUUUUGUACGACAAAGCGAAAGAAAAUUGGCAAAAGGUAAAAAAAAGAAAAAGUGCAUUCUCAUAACUGCUGCCAUUCAAACUUGUGGAUUCUCAUUA